This is a messenger RNA of Cyprinus carpio (common carp), 1068 nucleotides long. RefSeq names its product proline-rich transmembrane protein 1-like. Gene Ontology annotation, cellular component: membrane. The record is from RefSeq and is a predicted model, not a curated record. The coding region runs from base 16 to 411 and encodes 131 amino acids. The transcript has 2 exons. Lineage: Eukaryota; Metazoa; Chordata; Actinopteri; Cypriniformes; Cyprinidae.
AUUCUGUAAGCUGAAAUGACCUUUCCUGUCUGUUUUCCUCAGGCGCAGCCUUACAUGCCCAACGGUGCACCUCACCCAGGUGUUGCCCCCGGCCAGAUGGCCAUGCAUAUGCCUAAUGGCAUUGCUCUGAUGGAGUCUCGUCGUCCUCCUCAUGACUACCUCCCCAUCGCCGUCCUCACCACUGUCUGCUGCUUCUGGCCCACAGGAAUAAUCGCCAUCAUCAAAGCCGUGCAGGUGCGUACUGCUGUGGCUCGAGGUGACAUGGUUACAGCAGAGAUCGCCUCGCGUGAGGCACGUAACUUCUCCUUCAUCAGUCUGGCGGUGGGAAUCGCCUCCAUCGUGCUCUGCACCAUACUCACUGUUGUGGUUAUCAUCGCCUCUCAGCACCAUGACGAUGACUGGGAGCCCUAGAGAGCGCAGCGCGGGACACACCUCCUCAUCCUGACCCCAGGCCAUCAUUCCAGUCGGUAUUCUGCUUUUUCUGUCACACUGCACAGUUCUGAUGGCUCAAGCCACCACAACUUAAUCUGCAGUGGAAAAUACGCUUUUACAGUCAUUUGGCCCAUGUAUUAGUUACAAGAUAGAUUAAUGGUACGGUAAAUCCGAGUGAGGGGAACACAGAGCAUCUACCUUGUUGUUAAGCGUGUAAGCUCACACUCACAUCAACCUACCUGAACACUUCCUGUUUCUCCUAAACUAAAGCCUGUGUUAGAUCAGUAGGUAGAAAUAUAGUAUACUAAAGACUUGAGUCAUGUCAGGUGUUAUUGUUUGCUUUUAGAAUUUGCCAAAAACAAAAAGGAAACACACAAGUAUUACAGGAACAUAAUUUUGGUAUAAUUGUGUUUUUUGACGUUCGAAAACAUUCCAUGUAUUAUUUUUGCCAUUUAUCUGUUUAGAAAGAUAAUAUAUUUCUUUGCAGGUUAACUUGACAAAUUCAAACACUGAAAGUGUGGAUAAAUUGUGUUUUCUAUACACUAGGUAUUGAAAAGUGUAAAAUAAUGUAUUGAAUAAGCUGAAAGUAUAAUAGACUUUUGGAAUAGGUUCCAAUAAAGAAGAACUGGAAUUUCA